This is a messenger RNA of Spirometra erinaceieuropaei, 1561 nucleotides long. NCBI's taxonomy places the organism in Eukaryota, Metazoa, Platyhelminthes, Cestoda, Diphyllobothriidea, Diphyllobothriidae. The record is from the annotation of a GenBank genome assembly.
AUGGCCGAUCGGCUUAUGGAAAUGCACGGUUUUUCCAAGCCGUCACUUUCAGCACUCUCAACUCCUCCUGCGUCUGCCCUUUCGAAGUUGGAAAUCGGGCUCACCAAGCUGGACGGUGGUAUAGCUUCCCUCCAGAGGCAGACACUUUCUCCCUCAUCUCAGAGCCAAUCGAAGUUGCCCACCCCGCAUGUCCAUUUUGUACAUCCGGCCCGUUCCAACACAGCCGUCACCUGCUGGAACCACAUCACCUUCGGUGCUAAAGCUCGCCGCUGCAUCUAUCCCUGCUCCACCUCCAUACAAAGCAAACGAGUCAACCCGAAGGUCAGUGCAGCCAAUCUUCCCGACAGCUUUAACCCUGGUCGCACAUUUUACGUCCACGACAACCGGAGUGGCAGACGUUUCUUGGUUGACAUUGGUGCCCAGCUAAGUGUCAUUCCACCCACACCCGCUGGUCGUCGGAGCCCCAAGCUCGACCUUUUCUUACAGGCUGUCAACACAUCGGUCUCCGGCGUCUUUUCCCUUGGGUCUUCGUCGUUGGUGUGCUAUUCUCGGUGCAGACUUCCUCGCCGCUUUCGAUCUUCUGGUCGACUGCCGUCAGUCCCGUUUACAUGAAAAGACCACCAACCUCACCAUUCGGGGUAUCUCUUCCUCCGACACUUCCCCUCAACUCGCCGCUUUGGACCCUGAACACGAGAGUCCAUUUCGGCAACCUCAGUGCAUCUAUUCUACGACACGACGUUGUUCAUAACAUCCGGACCACUGGCCCUCCUGUGUUUUCUCGGCCCCACAGUCUCGCGCCUGCACGUCUUGUUGUCGCCAGGGCCGAAUUCGAGCAUGUGCUUCAGACGGGCAUCAUUCGUCAAUCCGAAAUCUCAUGGACCUCACCACUCCACGUGGUCCCAAAGGCCGCCACUGGUGACUGGCACCCCUGCGGUGAUUACCGGGUCCUGAACAACGUUACUGUCCCUGACCGCUACCCUGUCCCACAUCUUCAGAUGCUUGCCUGUGCCCUGGUCGGCAAAUCCGUGUUCUCGAAGACUGAUCUGAUCCGUGCCUUCCAUCAAAUUCCCAUAGCCCCAGAGGACGUUUCGAAGACGGUCGUCACCACCCCUUUGGCCUCUUUGAGUUACUGCGCAUGCGGUUGGGACUCCAUAACGCCUCCCAGACCUUUCAGAGGUUUGUAGACAGAGUGCUUCGCGGCCUAUCAUUUGUCUACGCCUAUAUCGACGACCUUCUGGUAGCCAGCUCCACCGCCGAAGAACACAGGGAGCAUCUGGCAACGGUGUUUGACCGCCUUCAACAAUUUGGCAUUGUUCUCAACCCGUCCAAGUGCGUCUUCGGUGUGCCCUCCCUGGAAUUUAGCAGUCAUCUGGUCGACUCCCACGGCAUCCAUCCUCUUCCCUCGAAGGUUGCGGCCAUCCGUGAUUUCCCACCUCCGUCUUCCAAUCGUCAGCUGCAGCGAUUUCUGGAUAUGGUGAAUUUCUACCGCCGGUUCCUUCCGCACUGUGCCGACACCCUCCUGCCUCACACGAGCCUCCUCCAUGAUCCCAAACAUUCGUAA